Messenger RNA from Rotaria sp. Silwood1, 1083 nucleotides. NCBI's taxonomy places the organism in Eukaryota, Metazoa, Rotifera, Eurotatoria, Philodinida, Philodinidae. The record is from the annotation of a GenBank genome assembly.
AUGACCUCUAGCACUAAUAAUAUUAUCCAAAUUCGAGGUCAAGAUUUUGCGGUUGGUAAUCGUUUUGUUAAUUUAAAAUAUCUUGCAUCUGGUGCUUAUGGAAUGGUGGUAUCGGCGUUUGAUUCUCAAACACUUACAAAUAUUGCUAUAAAAAAGAUUUCGCCAUUUCUUUCAAAGAUAAAUUGUCAACGAACAUUACGUGAAAUUCGAAUACUUCAACGACUUAAACAUGAAAAUAUAAUCAAUAUAAUAGAAAUUCUUAAACCAACAUCAUUAGAACAAAUGAAAGAUAUUUAUUUAAUUGAAACAUUAAUGGAUACAGAUUUAUCUCAAUUAAUUACACAUCAAAAUGGUUCAAAAAUUCUAUCGGAUGAUCAUAUUCUUUAUUUUACUUAUCAAUUAUUAAGAGGUGUCAAAUAUAUACAUAGUGCUAAUGUUUUACAUCGUGAUUUAAAACCAAGUAAUUUGUUAUUAAAUCGAUCAUGUGAUUUGAAAAUUUGCGAUUUUGGUCUUGCUCGUACAGUAGACGACAAAGCAAGAGAUGAUGGUUUAUUAACAGAAUAUGUUGCAACACGAUGGUAUCGUGCACCAGAAAUAAUGGUUAGUCAACGCUGUUAUCAUAAAUCGAUUGAUUUAUGGUCAUGUGGAUGUAUUCUUGGUGAAAUGCUCCUUGGUAAACCAUUAUUUCCUGGUCGUCAUUAUGUUGAUCAAUUAAAUCAUAUUUUUUCAAUAAUUGGUUCACCAACAAAAGAUGAUUUAGCAUCGAUUCGUGAUCCAAGAGCUUGUUCUUAUAUAAGUCGAAUGCCAUUUAAAGCAAAACGUACUUUUAGUGAUUUAUUUCCUCGAGGAAGUUCACUUGCUUUUGAUCUACUUGAUAAACUAUUAACAUUUAAUCCAUCAUUAAGAUAUACAGCUGAACAAGCAUUAAGUCAUCCAUAUUUAACUCAAUAUUCAGAUCCAGAUGAUGAACCAAUAUGUUCAAUACCAUUUUCAUUGAGUGAUGAUAUGACUUGUGUUUGUACAAUAGAUGAUUAUCGUCAAUUUAUCUUCGAUGAAAUUCAAACAUUUUCACCAAACAAUUGA